Messenger RNA from Clarias gariepinus (North African catfish), 8719 nucleotides. Its product is annotated as zinc finger protein 664-like. The coding region runs from base 1632 to 3122 and encodes 496 amino acids. The record is from RefSeq and is a predicted model, not a curated record. The transcript is spliced from 5 exons. NCBI's taxonomy places the organism in Eukaryota, Metazoa, Chordata, Actinopteri, Siluriformes, Clariidae.
UGCAGACGCAGCAGUUGUUACUGUAUUUGCUAUUUUUUUCUGUGUUGUGUCAUAACAAAAAUAACCGACAUGAUUAUUUAAUCCUAGAUCACAUAAUGUAGCAGGGUUAAAGAAUAAAUAAAAAGGUUGAUUUGCAUUUUGCUGUGCAUUGCUUCUAGAUAUUUACCAUCAUUAAGCAGGAACAAUGAUGCUCAAACAAACAGAUGUGCAUGGCUAGUAUGUGCAUAGGCUAUGGCUAUUUAUUAAUUUAUUUUUUUGCAUUAUCAUCGAUUGUCUGUUAAAGAUAUGAAGUGAUUGCUGCCUCUCCUUACUUUACAAUGUACAUCAAGUCAGCGUAACCAUUUAUUAAGCCUCCUGCAUAUUUAUUGUAUCAAGCCAUGUUAAACUUGUUCACUUAAUCAUUUAAUCAGAUUUUAUUAACAACCAGAUUGGGAUUUCUUUGCAUUUCUUUCUGAUUGCUACCAAUAGCCCCAGUGUCCUGGUUUUCUGGGUUUUGCAUGUUCUUUAUGUGGUUAUGUAGGCUUCCUUCAGGUUCCCCCAGUUUCCCCAGUUUAAAAACAUUCGCCUUGCACCUCCAGGACCUGGGUUCGAUUCCCACCUCUGUGCAUGCAGUUUGCAUCUUCUCCCUGUGCUUGGUGGGAUUCCUCCAGGUACUCUGCUUUCCUUCCACAAUCCAAAGACAUGCAGAUUAGGCUUAUUGGUGUUCCCAAAAACAGAGAAUCACCACCUCUCAGACUCUACCCCUAAGUACCUACGAGGUAACAGUAUAGGGUCUGUGUAUAAAGAGAGACUGCAGUCAGUAACAUGCGAGACAGGGAAGCGCAUCGGCUGCUGGUCAUCUCAGGGACACCGAAGGUAUGAUAAUACCGCUCUUUACUUACAAGAAGGACUGAUUGUUACUUGAUAUUUAAUACCUUAUGUUAUGCUAUGAUUGUUGUUUAAGUGUUUCCAUGUAUUCACAAAAAAUUUAAUAUAAUGUGUAUUUGUUUGCUAAACGGUUCAUGGAAUAGUAUUUGUUAAGCUUAGUUAAAUAAUUUUGUUGUAUUUGUUUACAUUUUAUUUACCUAAUAUUUAACAGAAUCACUACGAUUUAAUUAUAAUUUAUCAGAAAUAUUGAUGUACCUUUUUUGUGGUUAUUCAUUUAAGGUUAUUGAAUCCACUUUGAACAAUUGUUGUGUAACCUGCAAAGCUGUCAGACACAAGAAUUGAAAAGUGAUUCCAGAGGUUAUCCUCAUGUCCCCUGUAGUUGGCUAAUGUUUCAUUUAUUUAUUUAUUUUCAAGUUUGAAGCAGCAGCUGAUGUGCAAAUUCCCCAAAACCUUGACAGUUUGUGCCCUGAGAUGGACUGGCACCCUGUCCAGGCCUCUGCCAUGUCAGUUCAUUUAUUUAAUCACAUUUUUGUCCUUUCCACACAGUGUUGCUGUGAUUGAUUCUGGAUGCACAACAAGGAUAAAGAUAUUGAAAGGGAUUAAGAGAGUUUUUAAUUAAUCACCAGCCUACCUUCUAACCUGAGCAUAAGGAUAUUAAGUUUAAUGGACUCCACUCCAUCUGAAGGCAAGCUGCUAAACCUUGCACCUUUUUGCUAAGAGCACAUUUGCAUUGCAGUUAAACACCGUCUUUCAGCAAGGGAUUAAUGCCACGAAAAUCACCCGACAUGGAGGACUUGCUCAGUCUUAACAAGAAUCCUGAUGCAGAUCUCACAAAGAGUUUGUGCUGUAAUGGUGAAGAUCAGCACGCCGAGCGGACCCUGUUAAAGAUGUGUACAGUGAGACUAGUGGACUUCAGGAAAAUCCAGAAAAUAUCAGAAAAAAAACGUAUUACUGGAGGUGAAUGCAGCAUGUUUGACGGAGACCAGAAACCACAACAGGCUCAAUUAAAAAUGCAACGAAGAAAAGCAACAGCUGAGAGUCAAACAGAGGAAGGGGCUUAUUAUCAUAAAUACAAGCCCAGCAGUUUCAGUUCUUCCAGUACGUCCAACAAGUCAUCUUGCGAUCAGGGGGAUGAACCUAAUCAUCAAGAAAAGCCUAUCAAAGCAGAGAGCCUUGGAGUGAUUAAGGUUGAAAGACAUUCCCUUAAAUUACAUUGUACAGGCAAACAUUUUGCACUUCACUUGGGCCAAAAGGCGCAUCAGUGCAGCCAGUGCAAUAAGAGUUUCAGCUGUUCAUCAGACUUGGCAAUACAUCGCUAUGAUUGCACAAAAGGCGGUAAAGAGCUUUCAAAAGUCUCGUAUCUGCAGCUGCACCAGAGAGAGCACACUAGAUUUAACCCUUAUAGCCACUCGGAGUGCAGCAAGACUUCUAGCGAGGCAUCAAGCCUUAGAGCCGAGAAAGUGCAUACUGAAGAAAAACCCUAUGUCUGCACACACUGUGGAAAACAAUUCUCGAGCUCAUUGGGUGUUCGUAAUCACAAGAAAGUACACAGUCAAGAGCUUCAUCGAUGCUCGGAGUGCGGGAAACAUUUUCUAUGUUCCAACACAUUAAGGAUUCACAAGAGAUCACACACCCGAAAGAAGCGGUAUCAGUGUUUCGAGUGCGGUAAACAGUUUUUACAUUUGUCAACCUUAAACCAUCACAAGAGGAUCCAUACACAAGAGAAGCCUUAUCAUUGCUCAGAAUGUGGGAAACAGUUCAUACAGUCUUCGUCUCUUAAACAUCAUAUGAGAAUACAUACGGGGGAAAAACCGUACAAGUGCUCUCGAUGUGAUAAGGCGUUUCCUCAUUCAUCAGCUCUUAUAGUGCACCAAAGGCUACACACUGGACAGAAGCCUUACCACUGUGACCUGUGUGGAAAACACUUUUCCCAAUCAACACACCUGCGAACCCACCAGAGAGUGCACACCGGAAUAAGACCCUAUGUUUGCUCUCAUUGCGGCAAGUCUUUCACUCAGUCUUCACAUCUUGGAGUGCACAAGAUGUUGCACACUGGACAGAAGCCUUACUGCUGCUCCACCUGCGGCAAAGGAUUUGCAACUCCGGGCUACCUUAAGCUGCACCAGAGAAUUCAUACUGGCGAAAAGCCGUACCAGUGUAACAUUUGUGGAUGGUCUUUCACUCAGUCCCACAGUCUCAAAGAGCAUCUGGGAAAACACUGGAGAGAUGCUUUACCAGUGUUUAAAGUUCAGUAGAGUAUUUAAAGAGUCUGGCAAUUUGAAAUACAGAGGUGAACAUUCACUUAAUUUUUCCCUUCAAGUUUUAGCCGGACUGUGCUAGGAAUUUAGGUCCCACCAGUUACAUAUUUUGUGUUUUCUUCUGGCAUAGUAAGCUAAGGAUGCCAAGAGAUUGGUGAAAAGUGAUUGUAUGAUCAAUGAUAGAAGAAACUGUUAUUUCGUGACACAAAUGAAUAACAGGAUAAUCUUUUCAGUAGGGUUGGGUACCGAAAACCGGUGCCAAUACGGCACCGCUACCUAUAUAACCGGUAUGUACCGGACCGAAACAGAAUGUGAAUUUCGGUGCCUUAUUUCAGUGCCACUUAAAUGCCUGAACUGUCGAUUGAAAUAUUUGUUCUCUGGGGCUAUGAUGACACAGUUGUAAUAAGCAUCAGAUUCAUCGACACACAUGAUCGCUAGUAAAAUUUAGAUACUGCAUUCAUGGGGUGUCAGAAAUGAUCGGAAAAAUAAAGUAUUUCUUAAUUAGAAAAAUCUUGAGAACUUCACACACAGUCAUACCAACCGUAGCAAAAAGGAGUCCACCGAUUAUGAUGACGACAGCAGCCUUUCCGCAGGUUAGUCGUAGGCUAAUGUAAUGUUAAUCGCAAAAUGCAAAUCUUGCAUUUAUGCUAACAAAUGGUCAAACGAUUUGUAAAAUACUAAUGUAACAAGGAUUCUGUUUAUAAUUUUGGCUUUCUAGCUAGUACUAGUAGUACUACAACAGUGACCCCAUUUACUAUUGCACUUUCAAACACAUACUUUUGUGUGCAGGCCUCAUCUACACCAUCUGAGUGGGAUUUUUCCUGUGCAGGGCAUGCAAUAAGUCAGGAAAGGUGUCGUAUUUUGCCAGAAAAGGCAAAUAUGGUGAUAUUUCUGCAAAAGAAUUGCUAAAAUUUGAAGCGGUUUAGUUAUUAUAGUUGGGUUAGGUGGCUUUGUUGUUGUUGUUUUUCGUAUUUACUUAUAUAUUCAUAUACUUUAAACUUUUAUAUAUUGUUAAAUUUUAAGCAUUACAUUUUUUGUUCAAUAAAAAUGUAUUCUUGAGUCAUCCACCAUAAUUUUGUGGCUUUUGUAAAGUAUCGGUUUAGGCACCGUUUGGGCACCAGUACCGUUUUAUAAGUUUAGAUUUGGCACCGGUAUUGAAAAAAACAAAAACAAAACGAUACCCAACCCUACUUUUCAGUAAUAAUAUGAGGGUGAAUUAAGAAAAUGAUUUGCACUCUGGCUGUAGAAUUUAUUUCAAUCAACUUUUAGAAUUGACAACUACAUAAUUUUUCUCACCCAUAAUCUCUUUGCUUUUCAACACACUUCAUCCAUCUGUCAAAAAGCUCUCAUAAUAACUCAUAAAAAAAGUUUUAGGCUGAGCUGCGAGCCACGAAUGCACCGCUGUCUUCACUUCUUCAUCAGAAAUUUUUCUUCACCGUCAUAGGGCUGCUUUCAGGUGACCAAAGAUCAAAACGUCCUUGUGAAGCAGUCCUCUGCGUUUAAAGUGUAGGCUUCAGCCCUUCAAUGAGCAUCUCACUGUAAUGAGCACUGUUAAUUGUUGAACCUUUUUCCUGAUAAUGUUCCAAUACCGGCCCUUCAGUAUCCCAGAAAACAUAAAUUUUCCAGCUCUUGAUUGACUUAAUUUUUUCCUCUUACCGCAGUUACAAAUAAACAGAUGUAACACGUUCACCUCGUAUUUCUUUCAGAACUUCACUAUUUGUAUUUAAAUAAGCCAAUACGUAAGAGCCUUUAAAUGAAUAAUCAUUAAUGCGAGUGAGAACUUCAUUUCUUAAAAAAUUAUAUUUGAAGAAGUAUGUCUUCAAAAUGUUAUUUUUAUGUUUCAGAAGCAUCAAACAAAGAAAACAACAAAGGGGAUUUCCGAAAUAACUGGGAUCGCACAAUGUAAUGAGAACUUACAGGAUCAGGAAUAAACAGCUGCAUGGUCAUAAGGAUACCACUAUUUAUUGAGACCUGUCAGGAAAAAAGGGUUCAAUUUGGAGCAUUGAAUUGGAUCAAUGGAGAAAGGCCAUUUGGUCUGAUGAGAUGGCCUGAUUAUGUACCAGGACAACAAUACCAAGUUUCAUUGGGCUCAAAUUAUAAAAUUGUGGUUCUGGGAGCUUUUUUACACAAAUUGGCCACCACAAGAGUCCUGAUGUGAAAGUGAAUGAGAUGUGCUGGAGAACACUUUUCAUAUAUGUCUGACUCGGCUGAAAUUAAUACAAGAUCUCCAAAAAUCAACGCAACCCUGGAUGGAAAUAAACGUGACAAAAUGACAUUUGUGACAUUGCAUAAAUGGUUUCUAAAUAAUACCAUGAACUUAAACAAAGCUAAAGGUAAGGUUAAAUAUUAGGUGCACAUUUUUUUGCCCCCGGGCAGUAUAUGUGCUGUAUUUAAAAUACAGUGGAACCUUGGAUUACGAGCAUAAUUCGUUCCGGAAGGGGGCUCAUAUUCCAAAACACUCGUGAACCAAAUUGAGUUUUCCUAUAAGAAAUAAUGGAAACUCAAAUUAUUCAUUUUACAGCCCCAAAAAAUAAAUACAUAAAAAUUAUUAACACAAAAUAUUAAGUAAAAAUGAAACAAAUUAAACUGCACUUUACCUUUUAAAAUUAAACUAAAAAAAGUAAAAAUAAAUCCAGACAGAUAAGUGUUUCCAUUUGUGCGUGCAGGCGCUGUGUGUGUGAAUCUAAGCUCCCCUCUCCUCCUCCUUGUCUUAGCGGUUACCCUUCACACACAUGCGCGCACACAAUGGAAACACUGUUUUAUCCAAAAAACAAACAAGAAAUCUCUCUAAUGACACUCGAUUGAGAGACACACUAAUGGAAUCACUGCUGUAAAGUAAAAAUAAACCAAAUUAACCUGCACUUUACCUUUGAAAAGAAUCGCAGUAGAGCAGAGAGAAAGAGUGUGUGUGUGUGUGUGUGUGUGACACAAAGAGCAGGCUAAGCCUUGAGCAGAGAGAGAAAAUGGAUUUUUAAUGUCUCUAAUGAGACUUGCUUUUGCUUUACAUGCGCACUGUACACACACACAUGCAUACACAAAAUAAAAUAUGUUUUACGCACACACAAGUGGUCACAGUGUUAUAGUAAACAGUACACUCGUGCACGAAUGUUGAUUAUACCAGUAAGAGACGCGCACUAAAACCCAGCAGGGGAGGCGAUUACCCACAAUUCCGCAGCACAAGAGAGAGAAAAAAACGUUGGCUCAGUUGUGAUCACGUGAUGCUCGGUGUCAAAACAAGAAGCACAUGCGUGAUGCAUGAUACGCCAUACUCGUAAACCAAGACUUGCUCGUUUUUCAAGUCAAAAUUUACUAAAAAUCUUUGCUCGUCUUGCAGGACACUUGCAAACCGUGUUACUCAUAAUCCGAGGUUUUACUGUACAGUACUUUUCAGAGGGCUUUUAAAACAAAAGUGUUUUUUCCCUGUACAUUUAGUCUUUUUUUAUUUUUAUUUGUCUAUUUCAAUGCAAUCUAUUGUUGUGCUGAUAUAUAAAAAAAGGUCUGUUACAGUUUCCACAAAAAAGAGUUCAGGCUUAAAUAGAUAUCUUGUAUUUUUAUUACAUAAGGAUACAUAUUUAGUAAAACAUUUGUGUUAAAACAUAUUCAGCCUUUUCAAAAAUUUUAAAAAGACAAAAAGUAAGAUGCAAGAUGUCUGAUAAGCCUGGAUCACCCAGCCAGAUGAUUUCUUUAGAAAACUACACCAAAGUUUUGGUUAAAAGCUGUCAUAUCAUUUACUGCUUAAUAUAAUAAUUAUAAAUAAACUUAAAAAAGUUUAAUAUUAACAGUAUAGAAACUUUUCAUUUAGGUUUAAAGGCAUCUUUGUUUACUUUAGAUGUGCCUUUUACACAGUUCUGUAUAUGCAAAUAAAUUGUCAUGUCAAAACCAUAUUUUAAAAUCUGCAAGUAUUAAGUUUGAAAUAUCAUUUAGUUUUAUUCAUUUGUGUAUUCAAUUUACAUCCUCCUGAGACCCAGACUCUACUGUUGUGCACUGAUGGGUCGUUCAUGAACGAUUCGUUCUUUUUGGACAAGUCUUAAAUGUGACUCAGAAGAACGAGCAGUCUCUGAGAGUGAUUCGUUCAUUUUCUAUUAAGCGCGCCUGUCCAAAGCACCACAAAACCUCCGUAGGUUAUGUACAGGAAAUAGAAAUGAGUAGUCACCUUUGAGUCUUUGGUCCGAAUCGGUCGUUCUUUUGUCACAUGACGCUAUGCAGUGCAGUACACAGGAAACAAAAUUGAACGGUUCUUCUCAAUGAGUCUUUUACUGCUAGUCGUUCGUUCUUUUGUCACGUGACUCCCUUAGACGCUAUGCAGUGCAACAGAUUUACUGUAAAAGAACAAACGACUCGGACCAGAAGAUAUGAGAGGUGAGCCACUGAUCCUGUAAUAUUUUUAUUACUGAACUAUAGCCAAAAUUUUUGUACGUAGACGUGUUGGGGGUUUGUUUAUUAAAAAUGUAACAAUUUUAUUUUAUUUCUGAUCAAAAGAACGAAAUGAACUAAAUGACGCAAAAAAAGAUUCAACUUCCCAUCGCUACUGUUGUGUACAUUUAAAUUACUACUGGAUGUUUCUCUUUAUUCAUAGCUGAUUCAUUAAAUUAAAUGUAAUCAAUAUUUUCAACUAAGAAGAAGUUUGGCAAAAUACGUAAUUAUACAUCAUACCCAACAGUGUUCAUAUGAGGAUGGUGUGUGUGUGUGAAUGAAAAUAACUUAACAUACAGCCAUUGUUGUCAAAAUAGCUGGCAGCAAAAGUAAGUACACCUUACGUUAUAACAGGUAUACAUUGUUUAACCAUGCAAAGUCACUAUUAAUCAUGUAAAUGUGUUUGUCAGCUUGAUAGGGCCAUACAAAUUUGUUGCAUCCUCUUCCACUCAUUUAUAAUGAUAUCAUGGAGCUGCUGGAUGUUACCACCACCACGCUUAACCUUAGGCAAGAGACAGUUUUCUGGGUACUUCUCACGAGGGCGUCGCCACAUAUACUGUACACCAUCUGACCCAGACAAGUUAUCUUAGUCUCAUUAGACCACAGGACAUGGUUCCAGUAAUUUAUGCUCUUGGACAGGUUGUCAUCAGCAAACUGCGGGCAGCUUCAGAAGAAGCUUCCUUCUGGGAUGACGGCCAUGCAAACGAACUUGCAGUGUGCGUCUCUGCUUUACGGACAUCUAGAGGAAGUACACUCCACCAGAACUUAGGUUAGGUACCAGAACAAAAAAAAAAAAGAGUCUGGAUAAUUGUCUUCCUCGAUCCCUGAGAGAUGGUGGAAUGAGGCGAGCGGUCGUAGAAAAGCGGAUGGAACGUGGUGCAGUACAUUGUGUGAUUAGAGCAGAGAGGUAGGUGGGUGCUGGACCAUUUUUAGCUUUGUAGGCGAGCAUCAGUGGUUUGAAUUUGAUUCGGGCAGCUACAGCAAGCCAGUACAGGGAGCGGAGAAGUAGGGUAGUGUGGGAGAAAAGGUUGAAAACGAGACAUGCUACUGCAUUCUGGAUCAGCUGCAGAGGACGAAUGGUGGACAGAGGUAGACCUGCCAGGAGUGAGUUGCAGUAGUCCAAUCUUGAAAUAACAAGGAACUGAACAAGCAUGUAAGUAGCCUGUGAAGAAAGAAAUGGA